GGCGGACAGACUGGCGGAGCGGUCGACGGAAGGAGAGGCGGAGGCGGCCUCGGCGGCGUUAGUUGAGCAGCGGCAGGAUUUUCCUGGGGAGAAUCUUCACUCAAGAGUUUGCUGACAGCCAAGGAUGGCAAGCAAGGGGCCCUCGGCCUCUGCAUCCCCUGAGAACUCCAGUGCAGGGGGACCCAGCGGCAGCAGCAAUGGUGCUGGCGAAAGCGGAGGGCAGGAUAGCACCUUCGAGUGCAACAUCUGCCUGGACACAGCCAAGGAUGCUGUCAUCAGCCUAUGCGGCCACCUCUUCUGUUGGCCAUGUUUACAUCAGUGGUUGGAGACGAGACCUAACAGACAGGUGUGUCCAGUUUGCAAAGCCGGAAUCAGCCGAGACAAGGUCAUCCCACUCUAUGGCAGGGGCAGCACUGGGCAGCAGGAUCCCAGAGAGAAGACCCCUCCCCGUCCUCAAGGACAGAGGCCAGAGCCGGAGAACAGAGGGGGAUUUCAAGGAUUUGGAUUUGGAGAUGGUGGCUUCCAGAUGUCUUUUGGAAUUGGGGCGUUUCCCUUUGGGAUAUUUGCUACAGCAUUUAACAUAAAUGAUGGGCGACCUCCUCCAGCUGUCCCUGGAACACCCCAGUACGUGGAUGAGCAGUUCCUGUCACGCCUCUUUCUGUUUGUGGCCCUGGUGAUCAUGUUCUGGCUCCUAAUUGCCUAAUGCUGGACUCCUGGCCUACAUCCAUGACAGGGCCUCUGGACUUGGUGGCACACCACCCCCACUCUUGAUGUUUGGCUUCCUGGAUAAUCUUGACCCCUGGAAUCAGUGGGGUCAGUAACACAUCAAGGAAUCUUGCUUCUCCAUCAGAGCUUUAGGACUCAAGACCAGUUGUAGAGAACCCUGGAGUAUGGCCACUGCCAUAAACAUUCUGCUAUAACCUCAGGCCUUGGCAUUGAGUCAUCUCUCAUGGGUUACAACAUGAAAUCCUAUUCCAGCCAGCUCAGCAGCUCCUGACUCUGUACAGGGAAGAGGCAGAAGAGAGAAACUGUUGAUACAAUUUCACCUGAGUUUAAUAUUAUAAAACAAAGAGAUGAACCAAAUGUUACUUAUGGAAACUUUCUUUCAUCUCCUUAAAUACCCCUUGGUUUGUGGCCCCCGAAGUCAGUGGGGCUUCUCAUACAGAGAGGUUCCCCUUCCAGAUCCCAGUGCUACUCUGUCCUAUUUCCACCUCCCUCUCCUCUCCCUCCCCCUUCUCUCCCUCCCCCUCCUCAGCAGAGAGCCAAGAAAUUGCUGUCCUAUAAAGAUCAUAAUUGCAGCAGCUGAAGCUGGACUCGCAUCAUGAAUUCACCAGAGACCCAAAGAUCUUUUAUUGGCUCUGGGCUAUACUCAGCGUCUUUGGCCCCAGAGAGUGGCUUGAAUGACCUCCUUGUGUUUUGGCAUAGAUUAUCCCGGGAGACAUGUGACUACUCACAGAUUCUUCAUCACCUUUCCCCAAAAAACUACACACAUGUUCCUCUCUGCCAGAGGGCGCACAGCCUAGACUACUGCUGAAGCUGGGACUGACUGUUGUGCAUUAGGAAAGACCUGCAGUUGUGACUCCAGUGGGAUUCAGAGCUUGGAUGCAGGAACAACUGCACAAGUAGCCUGUCCCCAAGGCUGCAGAAGCUCCACGUGCAUCUUCUCCCAAACCUGCCCAAAGGAAACUGGGGCUUUUGUCAAGUUAGCCCAGCUGCAUGUUGAAGACCACCCUCCUCAGAAGCCAAAUUAUCCUUAAUGAAGAGGCAGGAAAGGGGGAAGGCCCUUGAUAUGGUUUGAUGGACACCUCCUUGAAUGUGUGCUAAAACCAGGGAAGCAUGUGACUCCAGAGCAGGCAACCCCUGAUGAAUUGUUGAAGUCAGGCCAUGGGCCUGGGGAACCUCAGCACGGUGAUAUAUGAUGUGGUCUUUCUGUGGAAAUCAUGUUUCCCAAGCCCUUGAUCUGUUUUUCCAUUUCCAAGCUGCUUUCUCCAAAUCUGAUUAAGGGAGUGUGGUGCCAGGCAGGAGGACAGGUCACUUGGUGGAAUGGUUCUUGCUCUGCCUGUCAGACCUCUUCCUAGAAAUCCAGUCUAUUCCAGGAGAUCCCAAGGGUGGGAGGAGAUGGUCUUCCACAAUACUCCUGGCUUACCUCCAGCAAUAGCUAACAAAUGGUAGAAAGCCCCACCUAGUGUUUUUUUUUUCUUUCCAGAUAUGGCUCUGCAUAGCAUGUGGAAACCAGGACCUCAUCUCAGAUGGGGAAGCCCUCCUCCCCUCUCCAUUGACCCCAUCCCUUCCCCAUUUGUAACCUGUCAAUGCCAGAGUUCAGUAUUAAAAGACAAAAUAUAAGUAUUGAAUAAGUGGUUCAUUUGCUGAAUCCAUUUAGUAAGAAUAAGCCACCAGCUUUACAGUGUACCUCAUGGAUUUUAAACACCUUAGGGGCACCCACACAAGAGUGCUCUUUUUAUUGCCUAGAAAUCCCCAAAGUGGGAGGUGGAGUUUCUCAGCUGGUGAGAACUGGUGGGAUCCCUCAGUGCAGUGGCUCCACCUAGUGGUUGGAGAGAGGACUUCAGUCAGAUGGGCCCAACAAAAAUGGAUUUCCAGAAGAAAGGUUCAAGAAGGGAUAUGGGUAGGAAGACUAAUCACUUUAAUGAAAUGGAGUGAGACCAGGAGAGCUCUACCAGCAAAGGUAUAAUCACUUCGACUCUUAAAGGUGAGCCCAGAAGAGCUCUACCAGCAAAGGUAUCCCAGGAACCAGUUAGCAAAGCCAGGUUGGCUAUGUGCCCUUUGAUUUUGAACCUUAUAGGUCCCUACUUAUCCUCUGCCAGGAGCUGGGGCAGGAGAGCCAACUUAGGACUGCUGGCCCAGCCCUAAUAGGGAGCCCCCUUCCUGCCAUCCCUAUACAGGCUCGCCACCUCACUCCCCUGCCAAGGCAGUUUUUCUUUCUCUUGUGUGUGUUUUCUAUGUUCUUAGUCUCUACUCCCACUCCUGCCACCUUUGUGGAUCAGGACCAGUUCCCACCCACAGACAGAAGAUGACCCUAUGUACAGUGGCACACCUUGAUCAGUCACUAAUUUUCACUGUUGUGAAAGUGAUUUGAUUUAGAAUUAAAUGGUUUUACAUUAC
Molecule: messenger RNA, 3120 nt
Organism: Miniopterus natalensis
Lineage: Eukaryota; Metazoa; Chordata; Mammalia; Chiroptera; Miniopteridae
Gene: RNF185
Product: ring finger protein 185
Biological process (GO): ubiquitin-dependent protein catabolic process
Cellular component (GO): endoplasmic reticulum
Molecular function (GO): ubiquitin protein ligase activity; metal ion binding
Source: RefSeq, a predicted model, not a curated record